Messenger RNA from Raphanus sativus (radish), 786 nucleotides. RefSeq names its product CLAVATA3/ESR (CLE)-related protein 41-like. Bases 216 to 515 code for a protein of 99 amino acids. The transcript has a single exon. Gene Ontology annotation, molecular function: receptor serine/threonine kinase binding. Gene Ontology annotation, cellular component: apoplast. The record is from RefSeq and is a predicted model, not a curated record. Lineage: Eukaryota; Viridiplantae; Streptophyta; Magnoliopsida; Brassicales; Brassicaceae. Gene Ontology annotation, biological process: xylem development.
AUGAAAGUUUGAGAACCUCUUUCUUCCGUUCUUUUUUUCUUUAUCUCAAGCCUAUUCUUCUUCUUAAUUACUAGAUCUCUCUUUUGUUUCAUCUUUUCUUUGCUUUCUCUUAUCUGGCGGCUCUAACCAGCUCUCGAGUUGUUCGUUUCUCUGGUUAAUGGAUACUGAACCCUCUUGGGAUCUUGGGGGGGUGGUAAUUUUUUUUUCUAAAUUGCAUGGCAACAUCAAAUGACCAAACCAAUAACAAAUCAUCAUAUUCUCACACUCUUCUUCUUCUCCUCGUAUUAUUAUCUUUUAUUCUCUUCAUUGGCCUUACAAUCCCAAUGACUCAUCAUCAAUCCACAUCUACGGUUGUUCCCUUCAAGAGGAUUCUUCUUAAAUCUUCGGCUCCAGCUUCAUUCACGAUGGAUUUGCGUCCAAAUGAUCGCCCACGACCCAGCCGCACUUCUAGAAAGAGAGAGUUUGGAAAUGAUGCUCAUGAAGUUCCUAGUGGUCCAAACCCUAUUUCCAACUAGGUGAGCUGGCAUAUUUGGUUUUACCCCUGAGUUUAAAAGAUAAGUUUUUUAAGAUCGAUAUUAUGUUAUUAUAUUGGGAAAAGCCUCUGAUCGAUGGAGAUUAGAGAAGAACUUAAUUGUUAUGGAUUUAGUAUAUAUAUAUUGAAUGGAUUGGUUUGGUACGUACCGUUCAUUUCCCUUCUAAUAUUUUGUUCGUUUUAAAAUUGCUUCCUCCAUCUUUUAAGUUUUGUGAAGUUAGAGUUGUAAAGAAGAUGCUAUUAUUCGUUAAUCA